AUGUCCAGGAACCGUGACCAACUCUAUGAGGGGCAUAUCAAUAUGUACCCACCGCAACCGGAGCAGCAAUUUAAACGGCAACCGAUGAAGGUACUUACGGAGCAAGAUGGUGUAAACAAUCCCUCAGAACAAGCACAAUACCCACCGGAAGGAUAUUCUGAUUGGCGGCCUGAUCCAUCAUUUGUCGAUGUGUCGACACCGGUUGGCAAUUACGAGGUGGGUGGUCUUGCCGGUGACGUUUCCAAGGCGUCCAUGCAUAUACCAACUUCUCAAAGAGAGAGUUCAUCUCUGCUUUCCUUUGAAGAACGCCCCAACACGUGGUGUAAGUCGCCGUCGAAGAGUAGUUUGGAUUUGACAACGUCUCCAGAUCAGCAUCAAGAAAGGAGGGAUCGUUUUUCGGAAUAUACGAAGGAUGCCUUACACUUCUAUAAAGUGUACGAGCAAGCUGUUAAGGAUUCUACAAGGUUUACACCAUCUAUUCAGAUGAAAUGGUCAGAGACACUACUUGAAUAUGCAUUUUUGCCAGAUUUUGUUAGUAAAUACAGUAUCAACGGGGAAAAGCUCAAGAGAGAAUUAACGACCAAAGAAUGUCAGAAGAACAAAACCACGUUAUUGGAGCAUGCUUUGAAGGUUCUAACUAAACUAAUAAAGCUCAAAUAUGCACCUGCAAUCUACUUAAUGGGUACUUUGUAUUCUCACCAGCCAUAUUUGAAAAUCCCAGCUGACGGAAUUGUGCCUGAGAACGAUCGCAAGGCGUUGGAAUACUACAAAACUGCGGCGAAAUUACAGAAUUCUGACGGAUGCUACAGAGCUGGAGUUUCUUAUGAGCAUGGUCGUGGUAUUUUGGCGGGGCUCAGUCGACGUGACUGUUUGUCAAUUGCUCUUUCUUACUACGAAAAGGGAGCGAUGGCCAGAGAAGUCACCUCUGGAAGUUGUUGCAGCAUGUAUAAAUUGGGAAUUUAUCAGUUACAUGGUGUUGUGGACGACGAGUCUGGUGAAACUAUAGUUCAUCAAGAUGUUAGUUCUGCAAUACGAUGGUUCGAACGAGCCACAGAACAUCAUGAAAUAGUGUCGCCGCAGGCAUUAUUCGAGUUAGCCAAGAUCCACGAAUAUGAUUCUUUACCCCCUGAGUUACAACAUAUAUUGAGACUACAAAAUAUUCAUACAGACUCUUUAAAGGCACUUGAGUUAUAUAUUAGGUGUGCCCUUAAAUUUAAUUAUCCUCUAGCACAAUGGAAACUAGGCCAUUGUUAUGAGUUCGCGGAGCUGCAUCUACCAUAUAAUCCAAGCAAGUCAAUAACAUGGUAUUAUAAGGCCGCCACAGCACAUCCAAGGGGCAAUGCGAUGGCGAUGAUAGCGUUGAGUGGCUGGUAUUUGACGGGAUCUCCAGGGGUUUUACUGCCAAAUCCCGAAGAAGCCUUUAAUUGGGCUGUCAAAGCUUCCGAAACUUCAGAGCGACGGUUAGCUAAAGCUGAAUUUACUCUGGGCUUUUACUACGAACAUUCAAUAGGUUGUAUCCAGGACUUGAAUUUGACCAAAGAACAUUAUAGACGUGCUGCUCAAUUAGGACAUCUGAAGGCAAUUGAACGAUUGAAUAAUUUGUAA
This is a messenger RNA of Eremothecium cymbalariae DBVPG#7215, 1605 nucleotides long. It is a transcript of the gene ACK1, whose product is annotated as Ack1p. The record is from RefSeq and is a predicted model, not a curated record. The transcript has a single exon. Gene Ontology annotation, molecular function: protein binding. NCBI's taxonomy places the organism in Eukaryota, Fungi, Ascomycota, Saccharomycetes, Saccharomycetales, Saccharomycetaceae. Bases 1 to 1605 code for a protein of 534 amino acids.